This is a messenger RNA of Caenorhabditis angaria, 483 nucleotides long. Lineage: Eukaryota; Metazoa; Nematoda; Chromadorea; Rhabditida; Rhabditidae. The record is from the annotation of a GenBank genome assembly.
AUGAGGCAUCAUCUCAUUUUUGUAUUCGUAUUUUUGAUUCAUCUUCAACUUAUCACAAGUUUGACACCACAAAAAGUUUGCGAAGGAUUCCUGUUGGAUUGGUGGAAAUAUUGGGGUUUGCGAGAUGCUAACAUAUUUCAUGCAGAUUAUAAAAAAACCGAAAAUGGAAUCGAUGUUACAGGUUUGAAUCAACAUUUCAUUUAGAUACUCAACUCUUUAUAUUCAGAAAAAUUUAUGAAUGACUGGAUGUUUCGAGAAGAUUCAUCUGUAAAAUCGUAUAUUAAAAAAUACGAAAACGCUCUGGAAAACAAAGAUAAUUUUUGGGAGAAAUAUUGGGAUAGACAUAUUGCUAGAUUCACUGCGGAUGGACUUUUGGAAUUGAAAACAUUCAGUGAGAAAAGCAAACUUAACAUGCGAAAUCUCAUGAUUCCGGAUCCAAAUAUGCAAGGAGGAUACAAAAUGUUCAAACAAUUCAAGUAUUAA